Platichthys flesus (European flounder) is the source of this 2309-nucleotide messenger RNA. Its product is annotated as receptor-type tyrosine-protein phosphatase T-like. Lineage: Eukaryota; Metazoa; Chordata; Actinopteri; Pleuronectiformes; Pleuronectidae. Gene Ontology annotation, molecular function: protein tyrosine phosphatase activity. The record is from RefSeq and is a predicted model, not a curated record. Bases 1 to 1872 code for a protein of 623 amino acids. The transcript has 15 exons. Gene Ontology annotation, biological process: protein dephosphorylation.
AUGGAAGAAGAGAAGAGAGACAGGCAGAGGAAAGGCAGAAGUCUGGCGGAUGACCCCCUGCUGAGUCUGCUCUUACAUGCAGGCUGUGUGUUUGUGAGCGAGCUGAUGGCUGACGACAGGAUCUCGUACCUGCAGAGUGGAGUCACGCUGCCUCUCAGCCGGAAACUGGGAAAUUACUCAGAUAUAGAAGCCGCACCGAUAAUUCUCCCGGAGCUGAUCCGAGACCGUCUGACGCCGGUGGAGCAGGUGAUUCUCAUCCAGGGCGGUAAAGAGGAAGAGUGGGCCUGUUGUAUUUUUCUGCUAUCUGACCCCACAGACGACCACACCAGAGUCCGCCUGCAGCUGCUGGAGGGAGACCCCCACUCCGACUACAUCAACGCCAACUACAUCGAUGGGUACCACAGACCCAGACAUUACAUCGCCACACAAGGGCCCAUGCAGGAGACGGUGAGGGAUUUCUGGAGGAUGGUCUGGCAGGAGAACUCGGCCUCCAUCGUCAUGGUUACCAACCUUGUGGAAGUGGGCAGGGUGAAGUGUGUGCGGUACUGGCCCGAUGAGACCGAGGUGUACGGGGACAUCAAGGUGACCCUGAUAGAAACCGAACCACUCGCAGAAUACGUCAUCCGGACGUUCACCGUCCAGAAGAAGGGUCACCACGAGAUCCGCGAACUCCGGCAGUUCCAUUUCACCAGCUGGCCGGACCACGGCGUUCCCUGCUACGCCACCGGGCUGCUGGGCUUCAUCCGACAGGUGAAGUUCCUCAACCCGCCGGACGCCGGGCCCGUCGUGGCGCACUGCAGUGCCGGUGCAGGGAGGACGGGCUGCUUCAUCGCGGUGGACAUCAUGUUGGACAUGGCGGAGACCGAAGGCGUCGUGGACAUUUUCAACUGCAUCCGAGAGCUGAGGUCACAGAGAGUCAACAUGGUGCAGACGGAGGAGCAGUACGUGUUCGUUCACGACGCCAUCUUGGAGGCGUGUCUAUGUGGGAACACGGCCAUACCAGUGUGCGAGUUCAGAGCCAUUUACUACAACAUCAGCAGACUGGACCCGCAGACCAACUCCAGCCAGAUUAAAGACGAGUUCCAGACUCUGAAUAUAGUGACCCCUAGAGUCCGCCCAGAGGACUGCAGCGUGGGUUUGCUACCCAGGAACCACGACAAGAACCGCAGCAUGGACGUCCUCUCAGCGGACCGAUGUCUCCCGUUCCUCAUCUCUGUGGACGGAGAGAGCUCCAACUACAUCAACGCCGCAUUAAUGGACAGCCACAAACAGCCGGCGGCCUUCAUCGUUACCCAGCAUCCUUUGCCAAACACCAUGGGGGACUUCUGGAGGCUGGUGUUCGACUACAACUGCUCCUCCAUUGUAAUGCUCAAUGAGAUGGACGCAGCGCAGUUAUGUAUGCAGUACUGGCCAGAGAAGAGCUCGUGUUGCUAUGGUCCCAUUCAAGUGGAGUUCAUAUCAGCGGACAUCGAUGAAGACAUCAUCAACCGGAUCUUCAGGAUCUGCAACAUGGCCAGGCCACAGGACGGUUACCGCCUGGUGCAGCACUUCCAGUUCAUUGGCUGGCCGGCCUACAGGGACACGCCCCUCUCCAAGCGCUCCAUCCUCCAGUUGGUCCGGAGGCUGGCGAAGUGGCAGGAGCAGUAUGACGGAGGAGAUGGGAGGACCGUGGUGCACUGCCUUACCGGCGGAGGACGCUCUGGAACGUUCUGUGCCAUCUGCAGCAUCAACGAGAUGAUCCAGCAGCAGAACAUCGUGGACGUGUUCCACACCGUCAAAACGCUGAGGAACAACAAGACUAAUAUGGUGGAGACAAUGGAACAGUACAAGUUCUGCUAUGAAGUGGCUCUGGAGGCGCUCAGCUCCUUCUGAUUGGCCGGGGACGCUGCCUGUGCUUGUCAACACGGGGGACACACAAAGUGCACAAGUGCUGUGUGUUGACCUGAAACCCAACCUGUGAGCAUGUGUGCCUCUGUGUGUGUGUGCGUGUGUGUGUGAGAGAGAGUCUGUGUGUGUGUGAGUGGGAAUAAGAGAGAGCAUGCCUGCAUAUCUGAGUGUGUGUGUUUGUGAGUUUGUAUCUAUAUGUGUGCCUGUGACGACACCACACACACACACAACUUGUACAGAAGAGAAAACAAAACUACAAACACACACUGGUGAAUUGUGUGUGUGUGUGUGUGUGUCUGUUUACUUCAGUGACACUGAGGACUUUACCUGCUUGUACAAAGAAAAAAGAAAUAAUAUGUUUAAAAAAAGAAGAAGAUCAGAUGUUUAAAAAGAAAACGCCUCUCUCUCUCUAUCCCUCCCCC